AUGUCUGGAAGUUAUAAAGAUUUAAGGCAACUUUGUCUCUCUUCUCUUAUGGAAAAUAUAAAAGAUAUGAAGUAUAGUGAUUUACAAGACUUAUUAAAUAAUGAAGAAUAUCAAAAGACGUUAGUUGAAACUUUACCGGAAAUUAAGUCAGUUCCAUCUGAAAAAGAAGCAUUACUUAUAAAAAUGAGAAGUCAAGCAUUAAAAAAUUUAGCUUUAGAACCAGAAAUUAAUUUAGCUCGGGAUAAACUUUUAAAGACUCAUCAAAAAGCAAAUGAGAUAUUAAAAAUUUUGCAAGAAAAAAAAGAAAAAUUAGAUGAAUUAGGUGAAGAACGUUCUUUGCAAUCAAUUAAUAAUCUAUUAAUAUCUGCUCAACAUGAGGCAGAAGAUAUAGCAGAGGCAAUUGCAAAACAAUUCACUCAUGGAGAUAUUGAACUUAAUGAAUUUAAAAAAUUAUUUAUUGCCGAAAAGUCAAAAGCACUUUCAAGAAAAUUAAGAAAAGAAAAACUUGAAGAAAUUAUUAGAGAACAAGAACAUAUUGCUAGCAUGAAUGCUUUUUCCAGAGAUGCAAUGUUUAAUCAAUCUGGUGGUGGUACACCAUAUCCAUCAACAAAUAAUGUUGCUUAUCCAAUGUCUAAUGUAUUUCCCCAAUCUAUACCAUCGAGACAAUCAAGACAAGAUCCUAUUACACCUUAUCCAGCUGGAUCGUAUGGAACUGGUGCUGGAUAUCCUCAAGUUAAUAGACAUUCUUUCUGUAAUCCUUAUUGUCUUAAAUGUAAAGGAAAUACUACAUUUGUAAAUAGUUGUCAUUCUCCAUGUUCCAGAUCAUGUGGUUCACCAAAAUAUAUUGUAUGUAAAAAUAUGGUAUAUACAAGAUGCACAAGUAAAUGUCCUGAAAAAUGUAAUCAAAAAAUUUCUAAAAAAUGUACAAAAGAUUGUGGAAAACCAGGUUGCCAAUGUAAAGCUGGAUAUUUACUUUAUAAGAAUAAAUGUAUUUCUAAGUCAACAUGCAAAAAAAUAGAAAAAAAAUUAAAACAUAAAACUAAAUCUACUAAAUCUACUAAAAAUAAAAAAAAAAAUCAACCAAAAUAA
This is a messenger RNA of Strongyloides ratti, 1089 nucleotides long. Its product is annotated as Vacuolar protein sorting-associated protein 37A. Lineage: Eukaryota; Metazoa; Nematoda; Chromadorea; Rhabditida; Strongyloididae. Gene Ontology annotation, biological process: ubiquitin-dependent protein catabolic process via the multivesicular body sorting pathway; protein targeting to vacuole; protein targeting to membrane. Bases 1 to 1089 code for a protein of 362 amino acids. The transcript is spliced from 5 exons. The record is from RefSeq and is a predicted model, not a curated record. Gene Ontology annotation, cellular component: ESCRT I complex.